UUGGUUCCCUUCUAGGGUUAGCGGUUCCCACUCUCUUCCGAUGGCAAAUCCUUACCGAUCAAGCGAUGGUCUUAGUGCGAGACAGGGCUCUAAUUCUGAUGAGAUCCAACUGAGGAUUGAUCCUGUCCAUGGGGACCUCGAUGAGGAAAUCUCGGGUCUUCAUUCCCAAGUUAGACGCCUUAAAAGCGUGGCUCAAGAGAUUGAAGCAGAAACGAGAAUUCAGAGUGACAUCCUCUCUGAUUUGCAAUUGGCAAUGAGUCAAGCUGGGGCAGGGGUGAGAAAUGGCAUGCGGAGGUUGAAUAAAACGAUUACCCAGCAGCGUUCAAAUCAUAUCUUGCAAGUGAUUAUUUUUGGACUAGUUUGUUUCAGUGUAGUCUACUUCUGGUCCAAGUUAGUAAGAAGAUGAGGACCUAAUUUACUCCAAAAGAAAGGCUCUGCUACUCGAGAAUAAAAAAUUGUCGAUCUGUGACCAUCAUGUGUGUCCAGGUGCUAUGAAACAGGUUGCAUGGUAAUAGCUGCAGUUGUGAAGCUUACCUAUGUAUGAAAGGUUUUAUAU
Molecule: messenger RNA, 556 nt
Organism: Juglans microcarpa x Juglans regia
Lineage: Eukaryota; Viridiplantae; Streptophyta; Magnoliopsida; Fagales; Juglandaceae
Product: bet1-like protein At4g14600
Exons: 4
Coding region: 41-406 (121 amino acids)
Source: RefSeq, a predicted model, not a curated record